This is a messenger RNA of Solenopsis invicta (red fire ant), 662 nucleotides long. Its product is annotated as huntingtin-interacting protein K. Lineage: Eukaryota; Metazoa; Arthropoda; Insecta; Hymenoptera; Formicidae. The coding region runs from base 36 to 395 and encodes 119 amino acids. The record is from RefSeq and is a predicted model, not a curated record. The transcript has 3 exons. Gene Ontology annotation, biological process: negative regulation of apoptotic process; protein stabilization.
GUUUCAUGUAGAAUGAGCUUAACCUCGCGUAAAAAAUGGCGGACGACGAUGUGAAUGGGGAUUCGGAUGAGGUGCAGCAGGAGAAAUCGCAAAAGAAAGCGGCCAAAUAUGACAGCGGCGCGGCGGACCUGGAGAAGGUGACCGACUACGCUGAGGAGAAAGAAAUCUCAUCGUCUGACGGUUUUUCCUGCGCCCUCAGCAUAAUUGGUGACCGGCGCGACAAAGAGGCCGCGGAAAAGAAGGCAAAGGAGAAGGAACUGCUCAAGGUGUCUAUUAAGAAGGAGGAUGUCGAUUUAAUCAUGAGAGAGAUGGAGAUCAGUCGGGUUUUAGCAGAACAGACUCUCAGGGAACACAGAGGGGACAUCGUAGAGGCAUUAAUUACGUUAACUAAUUGAAUUUGUACAGAAAAAAAUUGGACAUUUGUUCAAGGGAUCACCUUUCCAAAUUCCGCUGUAAAAUAUGCUGAAUUCACGAAAGUUCUGAAACUUUCGUUUAUUAAUAUUUAUAGACGUAUAUUACAAUACUUAAGUAAUAUCUAUAUUUUCGUUUUCUCUCUGCCUACUUAUUAAGUAAACGCGCAGCACUAUGAAAUAAACGAAAACAACGGUGAUGUAUUGUAAUAAGUAUAUAAAAAAAUAUAUAUAUAAAUAUAUGCAUUUAUA